GCCCAAUGAAUGGGAGCUCCGUGGCCAGAGCCUGGGAGGAGCAGACUGCGCCUGAUGCAAUCCCCAGCAAAGGCAAGGCAAGGCAAAGGCGAGCAUGUCUGCAGUGAUCCUGGAGCAGACGGGCAGGAUGGCCCUGGAAGUCUAUGUUUCUGAUCGAGAAGGAAGUGAUGCUACAGGAGAUGGAACGCAGGAUAAACCAUUCAAAACUGCUUUGCGGGCUUUGAUGUCUGUUGGAAAGGAACCAUUUCCUACAAUCUAUGUGGAUUCUCAAAAAGAUGACCAGAGAUGGGAAACUAUUUCCAAAACACAGUUCAAGAAUGUUAGAAAAUUGUGGCAGAAGGAACAACAGAAAAGUGAAGCCAGAGAAAAGAAAGAGGCAGAAGACCUCUUGCGACGUGAGAAGAACUUAGAGGAGGCAAAGAAGAUUGUCAUUAAGAAAGACCCCAGCCUCCCAGAACCCAAGUGUGUGAAAAUCCGUGCACUAGAGGCCCACAGAGGGGAGAGAAUAAAAGUUUUUGGCUGGGUCCACAGAUUGCGCAGACAAGGGAAAAACCUGAUGUUCAUCGUGUUACGGGAUGGCACGGGCUAUCUGCAGUGUGUCUUGUCUGAUGAACUGUGUCAGUGUUACAAUGGAGUGAUCCUCUCAACGGAAAGCACUGUUGCCGUCUAUGGAACGCUCAACCUGGUCCCAGAAGGUAAACAGGCUCCAGGAGGCCAUGAGCUGAACUGUGACUACUGGGAACUCAUUGGGCUGGCUCCGGCAGGUGGAGCUGAUAACCUGGUCAAUGAAGAGUCGGACGUUGAUGUGCAGCUGAACAACCGGCACAUGAUGAUUCGUGGGGAGACCCUGAGCAGGAUCUUAAAGGUGCGCUCCACAGUCGUCCAGUGCUUCAGGGAUCACUUCUUUGACCGAGGCUACUAUGAGAUCACUCCACCAACACUGGUUCAAACACAGGUGGAAGGGGGCUCUACUCUGUUCAAAAUGGAUUACUUUGGCGAAGAAGCAUAUUUGACGCAGUCAUCCCAGCUGUAUCUGGAGACCUGCAUCCCAGCAUUGGGAGACACUUUUUGCAUUGCUCAGUCAUAUAGAGCUGAACAGUCUCGGACGCGCAGGCAUUUAGCUGAGUACACACACAUUGAAGCCGAAUGUCCUUUCAUGAGCUUUGAAGACUUGCUGAACCGUUUGGAGGAUCUAGUUUGCGAUGUUGUGGACAGAGUCUUGAAAUCACCUGUAUCUGAGUUAUUGUAUGCCCUCAAUCCAAACUUUGAACUCCCAAAACGUCCCUUCAGGCGCAUGAACUACACAGAUGCCAUUGUGUGGCUGAAGGAACAUGAUGUGAAGAAGGAAGAUGGAAACUACUAUGAAUUUGGAGAUGAUAUUCCGGAGGCUCCCGAGAGACAGAUGACGGAUGCCAUUAAUGAGCCAAUCUUGCUGUGUCGAUUUCCUGCUGAGAUAAAGUCCUUCUACAUGCAGCGCUGCCCUGAGGAUUCCCGCCUUACUGAAUCUGUUGAUGUACUGAUGCCCAAUGUUGGAGAGAUUGUGGGAGGCUCAAUGCGUAUUUGGGACAGUGAGGAGCUGCUGGAAGGCUACAAGAGAGAAGGCAUUGAUCCCACACCUUAUUAUUGGUACACAGACCAGCGUAAAUAUGGCACAUGCCCACAUGGUGGCUACGGCUUGGGCUUGGAAAGAUUCCUAACCUGGAUUCUGAACAGGCACCACAUUCGGGAUGUGUGUCUCUACCCACGCUUUGUCCAGCGCUGCAAACCCUAACUGAGAUCAACUUGGGCAGAAUCCAAGCCAGUGUUCACCAGAGCCCUCCUCUUUGCUCUGAAGAUCCUGUUUCAUCAUCCUACAAAAACAAAUAUUCUUCAUUCUCUUUUUUUUCAAGUGAAAAUAUAAUCAUGUUGAAUUUAACUUGAAAUUCACUGAUUUCAGGAACUCUUCUUUCCUCCCCUCCCUUCCUUACCUCAUUCAUUCUGUUGGGAUAUUUGAAUGUACUGAUUACUAGUUGUUGUUGUUGUUUUUAUAAGCAGUAUGCAUUACUUAGUGCCAAAACAAUACACUGCAGAAAUAAUCCAGUUCGAGACUGCUUUAACUGCCCUGGCUCAGUGUUGGGGAAUUCUGGAAACUGUAAUUUGUUGUGGCACCAGAGCUCUCUGACAGAGAAAGGUAAAUGACUCACAAAACUACAGUUCCCAGAAUUCCCUAGCAUUGAGCCAGAGCAGUUAUGGUGGUCUCAAACUGGAUUAUUUCUGCCAUGUGAUUUAGCCCUUAGAUAUCACCUAUUUUGCAACAUGCAGCUUUUACAGGUCCCUAAAAGAAUCCCAUAAAAGUAUUUUCAUAAUUUUCAAAAAGGUCUAGGCUUGACAUCUGAUAAAACGUUAAACUACUACUAAAAAGUGGGGGGGGGGGAAUAAUUACCGUUUUCCAAAAUGUACGUUUUCAUUUGGGUUCUUAGAAAGAGAAGAAAAUAAAUUCAUUGGACAGUUAACUCUCCCUUGAGACUAUCUACCAAAAUGCAGAAUGUUGCCAUGAAGGUAUACCAGUUCUCAAACUGUAGUAACCUAGUCAUUAAUUGCAGCUUACUUCUUUGUCUUAAGUAUGAUAAGGCAUCUUGUAUAAAAGGGGGAUCUUGGCUGGGACAAUGUUGAAAUAUAAACUAUAAGGAACAAUACUUGUAGGAAGGUAAAUGUAUUCCUACUUGCCAAUCUCUUUUGACUAUAUGUAUGUGUUGAAAUUUGUGUUAAUUUAUCAUUUGGCUUGCCAGAUGAGGAUGACUUCUAUUAAAGCUCCCCAUUGCUUCAGAAUGUCUUGAGCAACUAUGAUCUUGGGAGAUGCAGCCUCUACGUUUUAUACUUGGCUAGCAUGCUUUUCAACAUGUCUGCUAUGGUUAAAAAACAACUCGCAACUUGUUGGCAUAGCUUCCCCACCAAGAACCUUAGCAAUUGUAGUUUUUAAGUAGGAACUGACACCUCUCAGUUCCUUGUCAAGCCAGGUGUCAGGUUUCUUGGAAAGAGGUCAGCCAAAACUGAUAGACAUGU
Sceloporus undulatus (fence lizard) is the source of this 3042-nucleotide messenger RNA. RefSeq names its product asparaginyl-tRNA synthetase 1 (gene NARS1). The record is from RefSeq and is a predicted model, not a curated record. Lineage: Eukaryota; Metazoa; Chordata; Lepidosauria; Squamata; Phrynosomatidae. Gene Ontology annotation, cellular component: cytoplasm. The transcript has 15 exons. Gene Ontology annotation, biological process: asparaginyl-tRNA aminoacylation. The coding region runs from base 95 to 1771 and encodes 558 amino acids. Gene Ontology annotation, molecular function: ATP binding; asparagine-tRNA ligase activity; nucleic acid binding.